Molecule: messenger RNA, 445 nt
Organism: Paramecium sonneborni
Lineage: Eukaryota; Ciliophora; Oligohymenophorea; Peniculida; Parameciidae
Source: the annotation of a GenBank genome assembly
AUGAAAAUUACCUAAUUAAUUUAGAAAUUGGCAGCUAAAUAAGUAAAAUUAUAUAUUUAUUGAGUAUAUUUAUUAUAAUAAAAAAUAGAAUAAAGUAAUUUAAUAAUGUCGAAAAAAAGGACUCCAUCGAGAUUUGCAGACACACAUUAUUAAUAAUGUCCAAUCAUAAGAGAGUGAAAUUUAAAAGGAUAUUAAAUAAUAAUUAUAUGAUGAAUUAAUGAAGCCUUAGAAUUUAAAUAAAUAAUGGUACAAAUGAAAUAAGAGGCUAAAUAUUAAGAAUAAGUUAUUUAAAUGGAAAUUGUAAAAAAUAGAAGAAGAAUAGAAGAGAUUAGCAGCAAAAUUAGAGGAAUUAAUAAAUAACCCAACUUUUGAUGAAUAUGAAGAGAAAAAUAAAUUGAUAGCUUUAAAGAGAAGAAUUGAAUAAGAUUAUAAAUUGAUAAAUUGA